Messenger RNA from Hemiscyllium ocellatum (epaulette shark), 9764 nucleotides. RefSeq names its product SR-related CTD-associated factor 11 (gene scaf11). Gene Ontology annotation, molecular function: RNA binding. The transcript is spliced from 15 exons. The record is from RefSeq and is a predicted model, not a curated record. The coding region runs from base 147 to 5357 and encodes 1736 amino acids. NCBI's taxonomy places the organism in Eukaryota, Metazoa, Chordata, Chondrichthyes, Orectolobiformes, Hemiscylliidae. Gene Ontology annotation, biological process: spliceosomal complex assembly.
GGCCCCUUCGAGUCGGCUGCGGGGUCACGGCGUCGACGAUGAUCACAUGAGGGCGGAGAGGGACUGACCUAUCGGAGCCCGGGGACCGAGAGACAGCGAGCGCGGGGCCUCGGACUCGGUUCUGCAUUAUCAACUGUGAGUAAAAGAUGGGACGGAGGAAAUUACCUGAAACUGCAGCAGCCCCAGAUCAGGAUCAAGACUUUGAUGGCGGAGAAGGUGAACAAGAAUGUGCUGAGAAUGGGGUUUUGGCUGCAACAACAACUGAUCAAGUUGACUGGUGUCCUAUCUGCCUCAACCAUUUUGUGGACCAAGAAGUAGCUGUUCCUGAGAGCUGCUGUCACGUUUUUUGCCUGAGAUGCAUUCUUGCUUGGGCUGAAAAAAGAAACUGCUGCCCAAUAGACCGUAAGCCCUUCAGUCUGGUUUACAAACAAGUCAACAUAAAGAGUAAUGUAAAGAUUCCCAUCAAGCAAAGCUUCAGUAAAAAUUCACAAGAACAGCAGCCAUGCAGCAUUGAAGACCAUUGUCACAGUAUUGCAGGAGGAAACGUUGCCUUCAAUGAUGGGUUUUGCACAUGCUUAAAGGAGAAGUGUGAAAGAGGCUGUGCUGCUUGGCAACAAACAGACUUUUGUGAAAUACAAAGCAUAUUUGACACGGGCAGUGACAAAAGGAAUAGGACUUCCAAGAAGAAUAAAAAUAAGAUCAACAGAAAAGUAUGUUACCAGCCAUGUGUCAGGAAUGAUCUGAACAGUUUCGCUCCACAAUAUGGGAAGUCAGAAAUGUCCAAUUUCGAAACUGAAAUAUGCACAGAUUAUGUUGACAUGUGUGAAAUUACACCACUAAUCAGACAGAAGAGAAGAGGACCAGAAUCAAAUCGACCCCGGUGGCGUCUUGCUUCCACUGUUCUUACGACAGGAAUGUUGAGAUACGGGGUAGACUCCAUUCCUGUUGAAUCUGAUGAAGCAGCAACUGCUCUCUCGCAGCAAGAUCUGAUGUCAGAAACUGUGUUUCCGUCAAAACCAUUUGCACUGGGACGUUCUGUUUAUUUUCCUGGCAAGGUGUGUGCACUUGCUGGAACCAGAGGAGGUGGAGAGAAAAAGACUCUGUCCGGAGCAUCAGGUAGUACUAAUGCAGGGAAUAAUGAAACAACACCAGGCCGAAGAAGAUCAAUGCGUAUCAGUAAUGCAGAAAAAUUGGAUAAAUCUGCCAGCUCCGCUCAGCGCUCACAGUCAAACUCAGGUGCCUCAGUUCCUACAACAUCCCCAGAAUGUGCAAGAACGCCACCUAAAAGGGGUGGAAAGCAGAAGUCAAAAAGGAAAGUGGAGACCGAACAAAAUAAGACUCCCCCUGAUAAAAAGAAGACCAGAGUUACUCGUAGUUCCUAUAAGAAAUCAAGUUCUAGUAGUUCAGACCCAAAUGAUAGUCCUUUUGUCAGUGAAACGGAAUAUCAACCGCUGAGCAAUCCAGAUAACAGUGAUGCAAGCCAUUCAUCAUCUAAUGACUGUGGUGAUCGCAAUCCUUCAGUGGAGAAGGAUAAUGAUGAAGAGGAGAAUGACAAACGGCAAGAAAAUAAAAAUUCACCAGUCAGUGAAGAAGACUGUGCACCAAACAUUGACCAGAUCAAUACUGAAGUCUCAGGAAUCUCCAAUCUUCCACCGACUACUGAUGAUAAAAAUUGUGGAAGUUGUGUGGAACCUAACUCAGGUAAUUCAGCAGAAAACAAUGACAAGGAGUUUAUUGAAAAGGAACAGAGUAGUUCAAAAAAUGGAAUUUAUUCUCUCAGUGAAGAUGUAACUUGUAUCGAUGUGACUCAUAGUGAUCAAGGCAUUGGUCAAAUAAAAUAUCUGGAGAGUCCGUCAAAAGAAGAUAUUACUGAUGUGGAAAAGAAGGCACUUGUAGAUGAUCAAAAUUCUGAACACUCUAAAGUAAUAGAAUUCAGGGAAAGAAUGAACAAUACUUGUGAGGAUGAUACUGGAAAAGAGUCAGUAAUUGAAAAUCCAGAAAAAUGUGUUGAAGGUAUCCAAUCCAAGGGUAAAAUGUCUUCAGGAAGUAUUAAUUCUGAGCAGUUAGAAGAAACAGAUUCUGUAAAAGUUGAAGAGAAUCUAGAUGAACCUCACAGUACAUCUGACUGUGGAAGUGCUGUUGCUACAGAAUCACUUAUUGAAAUUCCUGGAAAAUUCAUGAAUAAUAGUGAUCUGGUGAGGGAAAUGUCUUUGGAGAGUAUCAAACCUGAGAUGUUUAAAAAAAUGGGAUCUCUGAAAAAGUUGAGUGCUAAAGAAACAUCUGAUUCUCAAAGAGGUACUCCUGAAAUGUUUAUGGAGGACAACUAUCCAGAAAGUGAAGUCUUGCAGAAUGUAAAAUUGGAGAGAUCUGAUACAGAUUCUAUGGAAGUUUCAGCUCUUCAUGAGCAAAAAUCUGAUUGUAAGGAUGGUAUUGAUCAACAGUCAUCAGUUGAAGAGCCUCAUGAGUUUGUGGAGAAUGACAAUGUGAAAAGUGAAAUCAGCUCAGGGAAUAUUGAACCUGAACAAUCUGAGAUGAACCAGGAGCAAGUUGUAAGUAAGCCAUCACAGGCAGCUGAUUGGAAAAAUGCUAUUAUUCACCAGUCAUCUGAUGAAAUUCCUGGUAAAAUUACAGAAGAUAAAAGCCUGAAAAGUGGAAUCUUCAGUGAAUCUGAUUUCAAUCAAAUGACUUCAGAGACACAAGACACCAAUAAUGAUAAAAGAACCAAAUCUGAGACGUUAAUUGAUGGGACCGGCUGUGGUGCUGCUGAGGAGUUUAAUUUGGAUAACAAUGAAGUAGUGGCUAUGGAAUGUGAUUCACCCAUCAAUGACCAUCAAGUGUCUGUAGCAGAACUUGAAUCUCAAAAAGCAUCAGAAGAAAAUGAAGAAAGUUCUGCUUUGUCCUCUGAUCCUAGUCACAAUGUAUUGCUGCCUGAUGUCACUUUUGAAAAUACCAAUAAUGAAAACAUAGGGCAAGGACCUCCUGAAAUUGAACUUAAGAAAACAGCAGAGCAGAAAGGAAAAGAUGCACCACGUCGCAAAUCUAGGUUUCAUGCAGCAUCGACAACCUGGUCUCCAGAAAAAGAAAGAAAACGUGAACGGAAAAGAUCCAGGUCCAAGUCCCAGGGACGAUCUGGAUCUGGGUCCAGCUCCCAGCCGCAAGUAAGGUCUAGUCCCAGACCACGGGGAAGAUCCAGUUCCAGGUCACAAGGGAGGUCUGAAUCCAGGUCACGAGGGAAGUCCAGAUCUAAGUCGCGAGGUAGAUCCAGGUCCAGAUCCUUAUCGCGUGGAAAGUCCAGAUCCAGGUCCCGAGGACGAUCCAGGUCCCGAGGAAGAUCACGAUCCAGGUCCAGAUCACAUGGAAGGUCCAGGUCCAGAUCACGAGGAAGAUCCAGAUCACGUGGAAGGUCCAGGUCCAUAUCACGUGGAAGAUCACCAGGAAGACCCAGGUCUUUGGGUAAAGACCAUCAUGGUCAUUUGGACAGACCUUUGCAUGAAAGAAAUCGCUUGAAAGGAGAAGACAGUGACCGAAGCAACCAAGCCUCUCCGUCCUCUAGGAAAAGGUCCAGGUCUCCCAGCAAAGAGAGAGAUAAAGAAGAACUUGCAAGUGAAGUUGACAAGAGGAGCACUGAAGCAGAUAGAGGAAGAAAAGAUAGACCACGCUCGAGGUCAAGAUCUAGAUCCAGAAAACGAUAUUAUUCUGGAGACCAAGAAGAGAAAGCUGGUUUUUCUCCAGGCAGAAGAGACAGGUACAUUGAUGACAGCUGGAGAAAUAUUCGAGGAAAGGAUAGACCCAGAAUGAAUGACUGGGAAAGACCAAGAGGUUAUGAUAGAUUCAGAAAAAAUAAUAGGAGUAGAGAAUUUCCACAGGCUAACAGAUAUCCAGAUGAACAGUCAACUAUAAGCACUAAUGAGUAUAUAGAUGACCGGAAUCCUGAAUGGGUAGUGGAACAAGUGCAGGCAUCUUCAGAUGUCAAUAUGAGAGAAAAUGACUACAGAAAUGAUGCUAAAUGGGAAGAAAAUAGAUAUGAAAGAGAUGACUCUUGGGGUAAUAGGAACUUUGGUUGGAAACGUGGUCGUGGACGUUUCCGGGGAGGCUCCUUCCAUGGUGACCAAAGUGAAAUGCCAUGGCAGAACCGAAGGUCACAUUUCUCAGGUGAGCAAAACAAUUCAGGGAAAUAUCAAGGAACUGGAGCCCGUCGGUAUAAUGACCAUCAACAAAAUAGGUGGCGAGGUGAAUCAAAUACAUCUUCAGAGGCCCGUGACCGUUCUGGAUGGUCAUCGUUCUCCAGUUGGAACGCAAGGAAAACUCUGCCAGCUGAUGUCCAAAGUUACUACGCCAAUAGGGGAAGACAGGCUUCAAGCACGCAAUCAAGCUGGAGAGGAGCUGAUGAGGAACAGUACCAGGCUCCAACAGAGCAAGAUUCAUCACAUGGAGUGCCAGGAUUUAAUGACCAAGCAAAUCAGCAAAUGAAUGGUUCUCAGCAGCCAGUUAAUAUAAUGCAUCCACCUGUACUACCCCAGCCAAUGAAUCCACCUCCCCAGCCAAUGAAUCCACCUCCCCAGGCAAUGAAUGCACCUCCCCAGCCAAUGAAUGCACCUCCCCAACCAAUGAAUGUCUUUCCAUUUCCAAUGAGCGUCCACCCACCACCCCCACUAAUGCAUUUCCAUCCAUACAUCCACCCUCCUCCACCACUGAAUGUGCACGCAGGAAUCCCUGCAGUGCAACCAACAGGAGCUGGAAACCUGCCUAACAGCCCACCUCCACCACCACCUCCACCUCCACCAGCCCAAUCGAUGAACUAUGCGAUUCAGCAACACGACAUGGCACAACCUCAAAUCAUCCCUCCUCCGUGUAGCGUUCCAGAGGUGGAUGUGCAGAGUAGUGCUGCCACUGUACCCAGUACAUCUGGAGAAUCCAGCAAAGCCAUGCAGCUUCCACUUUCUAUAGAUGUCUCUCCUUCAACCUUUCAAUCUGUCCAACAAGUCUUUGCAUCUCUUUCAACUUCAAAGCCUACAGUAGAAAAAGAAAGCUUGAAGGAAGAAUUUGAAACAGAAAAGCCCAAAAAGGACAAGGCAAGUCCUGCAGACUCGAAAUGUACAAUUCAAGAAAGGGCUGUGGAAGAAGUGAAACUAGCCAUCAAGCCUUAUUACCAAAAGAAGGAGAUUACCAAGGAUGAAUAUAAAGAAAUUGUCCGCAAGGCUGUUGAUAAGGUUUGCCACAGUAAGAGUGGUGAAGUCAUCCCAGGAAAAGUAGCCAAUUUGGUAAAAGCUUACGUAGAAAAAUAUAAACAUGCCAGGAAAGGGAACCCAAAGCAAAUUCCUGAGGAAUGCAGUAUCAUUGGGAACAAAUCUUUUUAAAUGAUAAAAACAUGUAGCUGAUUGGUUACCAGUGUUAACAUGAGCCCAAAAUAGAAUGAUGAGUAGGAACUUUGUUAUCUAUUGGUUCAUUUUCUCUUCCUUGCAAAAGAUUAGGUGUUUUUCUAAAAUUGAAGCAUUUGAGACAACACAAUAACGUGAAAUGAAAGCAUGCUGUCGUUAGUUAUUUGGAGUUGUAAGGAUACUGAAUAUGAUCUGUCCUGGCCCCUCAUGUGGGUUGUCACUAGAUCAGUUGUAUAAAAUGUGAUAUUUGUUAGAUGAUUUCCUAAUGUAUCAAAUUAUUUCUUGAUGAAUUUUUUUUUGUUAACUCUAGUUAGGUGUUUUUGUAAACCGUUUGUAUGCUGUACAAAAGCUUCCAGGUUUAACUGGAAGGAUCUGGAUCAUGUAGAAGCACUAAAGCCUGGCAUCUGAGGCUGAUCAGCUGUUUUAGUGCGUAUAGGGUCUAAACAAAGAUGAUUGCUUAACACUUCUAGGACUGUUGCUCAGUGGGAAAAUGUUUGAUAAAAGAUUUGAUUCUAUAGUUUCAUUUUUGAGAAAAACAGAAAAGAAUGGUUAAAAAUGUCAGGCAUAUUCUGUAAUACUUGCCCAACACAGCAAAAUAAAUUUUCUGCUGCUUGUCAAACUAGUUUCUGGGUCUUGAUGGACACAUUAUGGAUUUAAAUAUAUUCAAGUUCAGAUAGCAAAUCUGUAUUUUUACUUCAAAUGUAAUAUCCUUUGUAAAAGUUGACUUAUUUUUGAUUAUUCUGUUGAUAACGAUAUAGUAAUACAUUCUGCUUAUGGUAAUUAUUUCAUCUUUGGUGCUGACCUUUUCAGAUAAUUUAACAAAUCAUGGCAAUAGACAAGUUACCAGCAGAGAAUUUACAAUGGAAAUGUCUAUAUAUAGCUUGAGGUCUUUAUUAUUGAGUGAAUAUUGAGUGAAAUGUAUUUUUUUUUCCGAUGUUUCCAAAGGCUUGCAUACUGAGUUUUACAGUGCUUAAUCAUAUUUGUGUAUUGGAACUAAUAAUUAUGUCGAACAACACAACAUUGCUUCUAGUUUUUGAUUAUUUAAUAGAAGUUUGCAGUAGAAGUGUUCAAACUUAUUCAUUGCCUCCCAUCGCUUUGUGCUCAUCUGCUUUUGAAUGUGCCUCUGCUGGCUUUACUGGAAGUGUUUUUAUUAAUGCUAUAAGAGGAUGUGACAGUUUCACAAUAGGACAUCACACAUUUCUUAUCAACACAAGUAACUAAGGAAUACAACACACUGUGUAUUUUAUGUUGAAAGUAUUGAUUUCACUGAAAAGCUUCACACUUUUAUGAAUACGCAAUUAGAAUGGGAAAUAUAUUGAUUCCAGGAACAUGUGAAUGUUCCGUUUAUGCUGUUCAGUAGUGUUCAAGAUUAACAUGCUAUUGAAAUAGUCAUGUUAGUUAUGUUAAAGCUAUAAUCAGUACAAAAUGUUUGAGAAACUCAGCAGCUUUUUAAUAUCUGUGACAUUUGAGUCCAAUGACAAAACAUUAACUCUUCCUCUUUACAGAUGUACCAGAGUGCUGAGUUUUCCCAGCAUUUACUGGUUUUAUUUCAGAUAUGCAGCAUUUUCACUUGUAUUGAAUGUUUAGUGUGUAUACUGGGUUCAGAGUCAUCUGGAAUAUUAUUCUGUCAAAGAAAUUAAGGUAUACAGAAUAGAGAACAGUUCGAGAUAUGAAACAUACAAUUACAUGGAUAAUUUGGAGAAGUUAAGGUUGCUGUUCUUGAAGAAGAGAAGGUAUUUAAAUCAUAAGGUAUCUCGACAGGAAAUUUGGAGACACUGCUGUCCUGUUGAAAGGAUGGGGGACCAGAGGGCACAGGUUUGAAGUAAUUGUCAAAACAACCAGCGGUGAUAUGAGGAUGAACUUUAAUAGAGCAGAUUGUUCGGAUUUGGAACUAACUUCAUGAGUGUGGGGAAGGCAGUCAAUUGAGGAUUUCAAAAGGAAAUUUAGAACAUUUGCAGGGCUACAGGGAAAAUGUCUGGGGAGUGGCCCUAAAUGAAUUGUUCCUUCAGAGGAUCAGCACGGAUUAUUGGCCUCCUGCUGUAACUAUUCUAUGAUAAAAUGUCUAUAACAGAAUAUCCUGGAAGUGAAUUGUGUGCAACCAAAGUUUAACAUUUUAAAAUAAUUUCUGGUGUUAAGUAUUGAAGGUUGGAUUCUUAAGCAUUUCAUGUUCUGCCUCAUUAAUACUCAUAAUGUGGCCUCCAUUGCUAUAGAAAUCUUGGGGUUUAUAAGUUGAAUUAGAAUUUUAUGAAAACAUGAUUUGCAAAUAGGUAUUUGUACUCCCCACAUUAGCAUUCAUCAGUGGUGAUAUUGUAAAACGUCUUAAUUCUCAGUGGACUUUGAUUCAGUUUCCAUUUCCUGUGAUGUUUGCAUGGAUAACCUUUGAUUAUAUAAUUUAGUAAAAGGUAGUAGCUCUAUUUUCUUCUCCUUAGAAGCCUCUUACAUUUAAGAAAUUGCUGGCCAUGAUACCUUUAAUUUCUAACUUCAAACUGAGAGGCACUGUGCUUCAUUAUUCUAUCUGAUCAGCAUAAGAAAAUAUAUUAUGAGAUCAGAAGGUAUUCCGUGUUGGAUGAGAAGGGACAUUCAAAGGGAAUGCAUCUGUUACUACAGCUAAAUUCCUCAAGAAAUAAAAUGGCUUGUUCAUUCUCCUUUGUCUUAUAUCUGAUGACUGGUGGCAACUAUCAAUCUGGGAUGUUUUUCUUUCCCUCUGAAGCCAAGUGUCAUCACUUAAACUGAGUUCUGGAAUAUUAUUGGCCUUGGGUUAAUGACAACCAUUGCCAGUCUUGUACAGAAUUUCCUACAGGCCUACCAGAUGGGAACCAUGAUUUUUGGUUUGUAGUCAAGAAACGGUGAGAUUCAUUAAUCCACUACUAACCUGGUUAACACAAGCAAAUUCAAUACUGACAUGAAUUUAACUCUGGGUCUGUUUAAUCUGGACAUCUUAAUUACACACCAACUAUGGCAAGAACGAGGGAAAGGGGAGGUUACUUGUUUUAAGUGUUAGGCAGAGAAUCUAAGCUGUUAUUUUAAAAGUUUAUUCUUUCAUUGAAUGUGACAUUGCUAGCAGGCCCCAGCAGUUGUUGCCUGUCCUUGAAUUGUGGGCUACCAGGCAGUUGGGAAUCAUCCACAUUGCCACAGGUCUGAUGUCAUAGUUAAGUAAGACCAGGCAAAGACACAUGAUUUUCUUCCCUAAAGGUCAUCAGUGAAUAAGAUGGGGUUUUACAAUAAUCAAUGAAAGUUUCAUGCAAAAAAAAACCUGAAAUUGCUGGAAAAUCUCAGCACAUCUGUGGCAAAAAAUCAGAAUUAAUGUUAACCCUUCCUCAGAAAUGAAACUUUCAUGGUGGGAUUGGAAACCCACAUUCCUACUGCAUCAGCCUGGCUCUCUGGAUUACUAUCCAAUGAAAUUACCACCAUACCACUGUCUCCAAUAGGUAUGGUAGUUUCAACCCUCACCUAGAUUCUGUACAAAUUUAUCUGCAAGUGAUAGUUACACAGUUUAAAUUCUCAGGACUAUUAGUCCUACUACCAGAGAAUAGUUACUUUAAUUUCCUUGAGGAUGUAAACUUUUGUAAUUGACUUUGUUGCAAGGACAAGGAUGUUAAGAUGUACUUGACACUUACUGGUACCAGGCAUCUUCUAAACUAGUUAUAUCAAUGCAGAUCUUCACGAUUCUGGAGUCUCAAAAGUCAAGACAGCAGAUUUUUGACUGUCUGCCGGGGACUAUUUGAAACAAUGACAACAACGUUAAGCAAGCUGAUAUUCCAUGUAAAGUUUGCUCUGAAAGGUUGAUCUUUACAUGAAUUUUUAAUUCUUACAACUGGCUUGACGUAUGCCUCUGCACUAGUAGAUGUAAUUGGAGCUUAAUUUUUUUUUUCAGAGCCACUUAGUAGUUAGCACUUGAAGGAGUGGUGAUAGAUUUGUCCAUGUUACUUCAAUAUUACGAUUGGUAUAUCAACCAGGAACCAUGUGACCAUGCUUUUACAUAUAUCAGCAUCAACAGAUUCAAGUUGCAAACUUUAUAGAUAAAAUUUUGAAGAUGCUUUUGUCUUGUCUCUAAAGGCCCAGCAUCUAUCUAGAAUUUUACAAAUAAGUGCAUGCGUCUUUUCAGAAGUAAGCACAGUUUAACCUGAUGGGUAUCUGCACAAAUCAAGUUUUAGCCCUUAGUCUAUCUUAAUCGGGUCCUCUAAAGCUAUUUACAUGUGUAAAAGGAUUUUGAUUUGAGUAGUAUGAGUGAAGAAAGCAAAGUCACCUUUAAUUUUAAUAGUGAACAAAGGUAUGGGUGUACUUCUUUCCCUUCUCUGAUUAUCACUUUCCUAUUCGAAUGGUAGAUUGGUACACUGUAUUUCCUGGGUUGCUAAGUUCAUGUAUUUUACCUAUUUUUGUAAAUAA